UCUUCUUGGAUAAAUCUAUGGGUCCAUUCUCAAUUCAAGUAGCAUGAAGGAUGUGGAGAUGCUUUUAAAAUGCAACAGAGAAAGAGUGGUAAGGGAGAAGUCAGCAAGGAUGCAGCUAGCUCUCUGGAUCCACUUAACAGCAUCCUCUACUAGUGGUCUUCCAGGAUUGUUGAGGCAGUCUCUAAAGACAAUGAAGUAGAGGUCCUUCAGACAACAGUCUCCUUUAAUUACACUACUAUGCCAUCCCAACUCAUCCCCAAAGUAGGUCUUUCCCAUGCUGAAUGAGGCAGGGUCUUGUGGAAAACAUAGUAUGUGAAUAAAAUAAGUCAUAGCAGUAGAAGACUAGAAGACAUGAGGAACACUUGCCAGUGGUUUUCGUAGAUAUUUGCUGACAGAAGAAGAAUGGUGGGCUACCAGCUGCUGAUCUGUCUGCUGACAAUAAAAACAGAUAUGCCACUUGCUCGCUGCCAUUAACAAUGACCAUGACCCUUCACACCAAAACCUCUGGAGUUACUCUGCUGCACCAGAUUCAAGGCACUGAACUGGAGACUUUGAGCAGACCUCAGCUGAAGAUUCCCCUAGAUCGAUCGCUCAGUGAGAUGUAUGUGGAGAGCAACAAGACAGGCAUUUUUAACUACCCAGAAGGCACCACUUAUGAUUUUGCCACUGCUGCUCCAGUGUACAGCUCUACUAGCCUCAGUUAUGCCCCUACUUCUGAAUCAUAUGGAUCCAGCAGUUUGGGAGGGUUUCAUUCACUGAACAAUGUCCCUCCAAGCCCAGUGGUAUUCUUACAAACUGCGCCCCAGCUCUCUCCGUUCAUUCAUCACCAUAGCCAACAAGUACCGUACUACCUUGAAAAUGAUCAAAGCGGCUUUGGAAUGAGGGAAGCUGCCCCUUCAACUUUUUACAGGCCAGGUGCAGAUAGCAGGCGUCAGAGUGGCAGGGAGAGGAUGUCCAGCAACAGUGAAAAAGCGAGCCUGUCCAUGGAAUCCACAAAGGAGACCCGGUACUGUGCUGUGUGCAAUGACUAUGCUUCAGGCUACCAUUAUGGAGUUUGGUCUUGCGAGGGCUGUAAGGCUUUCUUCAAAAGAAGCAUUCAAGGGCACAAUGACUACAUGUGUCCUGCUACUAAUCAGUGUACCAUCGACAAGAACAGGAGAAAGAGCUGCCAAGCUUGCCGACUACGAAAGUGCUAUGAAGUGGGAAUGAUGAAAGGUGGGAUCCGAAAAGACCGGAGAGGUGGGCGUAUGUUGAAACAAAAACGCCAAAGAGAGGAGCAGGAUGCCAGAAAUGGAGAAACUGCUACUGCUGAGAUGAGAACCCCCACCCUCUGGACAAGUCCACUUGUGAUUAAGCAUACUAAGAAGAAUAGUCCAGCCCUAUCCCUGACAGCAGAGCAAAUGGUCAGUGCCUUGCUGGAAGCUGAGCCUCCCAUAGUCUAUUCCGAGUAUGACCCAAACAGACCUUUCAAUGAAGCCUCUAUGAUGACCUUGUUGACAAACCUUGCAGACCGAGAACUUGUGCACAUGAUCAACUGGGCAAAGAGAGUGCCAGGUUUUGUGGAUUUAACACUCCAUGAUCAGGUCCAUCUACUGGAAUGUGCCUGGUUAGAGAUACUCAUGAUUGGCUUAGUCUGGCGUUCAAUGGAACAUCCAGGAAAGCUCUUAUUUGCACCUAAUCUAUUACUAGACAGAAAUCAAGGGAAGUGUGUAGAAGGCAUGGUGGAGAUCUUUGACAUGCUGCUGGCUACUGCUGCUCGAUUUCGUAUGAUGAAUCUCCAGGGGGAGGAAUUUGUGUGCCUUAAGUCCAUCAUUCUGCUCAAUUCUGGUGUAUAUACCUUUCUUUCCAGCACCUUGAAAUCUCUGGAAGAAAAGGACUACAUUCAUCGUGUUCUGGACAAAAUUACAGAUACUCUGAUUCACUUAAUGGCCAAGUCAGGUCUUUCUCUGCAGCAGCAACACAGGCGACUGGCUCAGCUUCUCCUCAUCCUUUCACACAUCAGGCACAUGAGCAAUAAAGGGAUGGAGCACCUGUACAACAUGAAGUGCAAAAAUGUAGUACCUCUUUAUGAUCUGUUGCUGGAGAUGCUAGAUGCUCACCGACUGCAUGCCCCAGCAGCUAGAAAUGCUGCCCAAGUAGAAGAGGAGACUCGGCUGACAACUGCAUCAGCUUCAUCGCAUUCCUUGCAGUCGUUUUACAUAAACAACAGGGAAGAUGAGAAUUUGCAAAACACAAUAUGAGAGUCCAUAUGUCAAAAAACCUGCCAUGUUCUGAGGAUCCCAACAGCAUACUACCUACUUCAUGCAUCACUUUAGCUAAAUUGCCAUGUGUAAACACUCCAGUAGGCAUUAAUCACCAGUGAUUUCCAAUCCAAGUGUUCAUUGAUCACAAGCUAAAAUUCAUUGUUAUGGAUAGCCAGCAUGGAUUGCAAAGAUAACUUAACUCUGAAAUUUGGAAUUGCCCCUAUUAACCCUGUGCAGACACUGAGAUGAGGAUUUCUGUAGCCUUUGCUGAUAUCAACCCAACAUUUCAGGCUUUCUUGACCCUUUGCUUGGAAACCAUUUGGGCAAAAGCACCAGCUGGGUUUGACUAGCAGAGGUGUUUACAUUAAAAGGUCUAUUGGCUCCACAGUGAGCUUAUAGGGAAACCUCAACGCUAGAGACUGCCUUGUUAAACAGCUCAGGUCUUGGUAGACUCCAGCCUCUCCUAUUCUUAAAGUAACAAAGAGAAUUUUUCUGGAUGUAGAAUUAUUUUUUGGAUUUAUUUUAUUGGCUGACAAGCAGAUGUUUCCCCCUUCUGCAUGACAUUGACUGUCCAGCCAGGUAUAUUUAUCCUCCCCUAUGGCCAUACUGCACUGAGUGCACUUGAUCUUCUCUGAUCUCAUAAGCUAAAUAAUUCUGAGCCUCAGUAGUACUUAGUUGAAAAACCACCUGGGAAACACAGAUGCUGUAGUCAACUGCCCUUGUGUCAGACUAGAUUAACAUAAUGGUCACUUCAAGCCUAAAAUUCUGCAUCUGAAAAAGCAUGGUUAGACUCCUCCGUACACAGUGUUUUGAUGACAGUUAGCUAAGUGAAAAUAAAAUGAUGUACCAGCAUGCUAGUGUACCAGAACUGUCCUCCCUCCCAUCACUCCCACCAAUAAGCCCGCUGUGCCAUGGAAAAGCUAUGCUAAAAUAGAGUCCAGGUCUGUAGGUUACAUACAAGCUGAGAAGUGUACCCUUCCCUUCUCCUCAAGCCUUACUGGGGUAUUCUUAGAUGACAAUUACAGCUAAACUUUAGCUCACUUGUGCCACGUGAAAGGUGCACAGAAACUGAAUCAUAUUUGGGGCGCUAUGGUAACAUACAUAUUUCAUGAGGGAAAAUAGUCCCUUUCCUUGUCUACAACUGCCUUUUAGUAUAAAUAAGGGAUAGUCUGAAUCUAAUCAGUUCUCCAAAAAAAUGCACAUUAUUCUUACUGACACUACUAGGAAUUGCAACUACUUGUGAAGGGUGAGUAAUAUAAAGGAAGGUAUACCUUCAGGCUACUGACACUGAGUGCCAUUACAAUUCAGAUUUCCAUCCGUUUUGUAGUUCUAUUUAUUGCAGUCUAUUUCAUUCUUAAGGGCAAGGGACGCAAAUACUGCAACACAGAAGAGUGGCCACAAUGGUCCACACUGGAACAUGAGCAGAAGUCCGGGGACAGCGAGAAACAACUCAGAGAAGCAUGGAGAUCUCAAGGCAUGGUACAUCUUUGUGCUGCAAGCCAAAGUCUUAAUUCUAUCCUCAGACAAGUGCAAUGUUGACUCUGAUGGGAAUUGCACAGAUAUAUCUGAGCACAAAGUUUAGUUGCAAGUUACCUCUACCUACAUUAACUUUAUUUCUAAAAAUUACUAAGAAGUUGUCCGAGUGAAAGCUGUGCUCUAAAUUUGUGAAUAAUUUAAUCUAAUCUUAACAUAACAAUCCUGUUGCUACAGAAUUAGCUUAAUUUCCAGUGGCCUUAGCUUUUUUUAAAAUUCUGAACAUGGUCAUUUGUCUUUCAGUAUGUGCAGUGAAAGCAGUGGCAAUUUUCUUUAUAUCAGUACUGAUCUGAUGUAUUAGUGCACCUCUACUUUAUUCACAUCACUGCGUAGCCCCGUUGCAUGCCUCUUCACAUAAGAUUGACUUUUUCUCACAGAAAACAAAUUUCCUUUAUAAAUAAGGUCAUCACAUAUAAGCGAAUUCACACAAAACAAAUUUGCAUAAAGAGAGACCCGAGUGUAGAGCAUUAUAUCCCAUGGUCAGCAACUGAAUGUCCCUAUGACAUAUGUGUGAAUUUUGGAGUGGAAACAAAUUAGGAAGUACAUCAAAACAUGGCCCCGAAUAUUAAAAAUAAGUUAAAAAGUAGGUACACAACAGUAUUUGGGAUUUUUUUUUUUAACCUUGACCCUUACAAUGAGGUAACUUAUUUAGUUCUAAAUGUAUCUUGUAACCAAAAAGUUGUUGGAAUCCAAAGGAAAAAAAUGUUGAAUAUACCAAAUACCACAUACAUUAGCUUGGGGCAGUUUUCAGUGCUCUGUAUCGUUAAUUUGUUCAUAAAAUUUUUCUUUAAAA
Molecule: messenger RNA, 4569 nt
Organism: Alligator sinensis (Chinese alligator)
Lineage: Eukaryota; Metazoa; Chordata; Crocodylia; Alligatoridae
Gene: ESR1
Product: estrogen receptor 1
Exons: 15
Coding region: 477-2240 (587 amino acids)
Biological process (GO): steroid hormone receptor signaling pathway; regulation of DNA-templated transcription
Cellular component (GO): nucleus
Molecular function (GO): sequence-specific DNA binding; nuclear estrogen receptor activity; zinc ion binding
Source: RefSeq, a predicted model, not a curated record